Molecule: messenger RNA, 1968 nt
Organism: Saccharomyces eubayanus
Lineage: Eukaryota; Fungi; Ascomycota; Saccharomycetes; Saccharomycetales; Saccharomycetaceae
Gene: CHA4
Product: Cha4p
Exons: 1
Coding region: 1-1968 (655 amino acids)
Biological process (GO): DNA-templated transcription; regulation of DNA-templated transcription
Molecular function (GO): DNA-binding transcription factor activity, RNA polymerase II-specific; zinc ion binding; DNA binding
Source: RefSeq, a predicted model, not a curated record
AUGGUGCUGGAGCCUUCACCUCCACCGCUAAUAGCAACAGCGACACCGUCUCUUCCAUCCAGUUUGAAAAGAUCUGUUGCCACCGAUGACCAGAGCAAUAAUGGCGGGACCAGAAAGAGGAAACUGGCGUGUCAGAACUGUCGUCGUAGAAGAAGAAAAUGUAACAUGGAGAAGCCUUGCGCAAACUGUAUCAAGUUCGGUACCGAUUGUGUAUUUGCUCAACAAGACUUGAGAAACAAAAGAUACUCCACGACGUAUGUCGAGGCCUUACAGAGCCAAAUUAGCACUCUAAAAGAGCAGUUACAAAUGCUAAAGUCUUCAACUCCCACUAUAGCCAACGACUCCCUGUCUCCACUGAAAGAUGACGACGACGGCGACGGCGACGGCGACGAUGACGGUGAUGAUAUCUCCAAUGAGAAAAUUUUAAAGUAUGGUCAAUCACCUUCACCAGCAUUAACGUCCUCUGAGAGCACCGGCGAAAACGAAUCCGAUACGUUUACCAAGAAACUGCCCUCAGAAAGUCCUCCACCCGUCGGUACAAACAGUAUAUAUCCAUCAAAUUCACUGUCCAUAACAAAGAAAAAGACAGAUGGCACGAGGUACCAGCAACAACAGGUCAGCUUGAAAAAUUUAUCAAGAAGCCCGCUCAUCUUGAGGUCAUUAUCGCUGUUUUUCAAGUGGUUGUACCCAGGUCACUACCUUUUCAUUCAUAGGGAAACUUUCCUAAGUGCUUUUUUCGGUGAUACAAACACUAAGAGUUACUAUUGCUCUGAAGAAUUGGUAUUUGCCAUUGCUGCGUUGGGGUCUUUAAUCUCUUACAAAUCGGAAACUGAACUUUUCCAACAAUCUGAAGUAUUUUAUCAAAGAGCCAAGACAAUAGUAUUGAAAAAAAUCUUUCAACUCGAAGAUUCUUCGUUAGCUGAAUCCUCAUCUUCUUCCAAAUUGGCAAUCAUCCAGACUCUACUAUGUUUGGCGUUCUACGACAUUGGAGGCGGUGAAAACCCCAUGGCUUGGUAUCUUUCUGGGUUAGCAUUUAGGAUUGCUCAUGAAAUCGGCCUGCAUUUGAAUCCAGAAGCAUGGAGCAAUGUUUAUGAGGAUGAAUUAUCAAUAAUGGAUUUUGAAGUGAGAAGUAGAAUAUAUUGGGGCUGUUACAUCGCAGAUCAUUUGAUAGCCAUUUUAUUUGGAAGAUCAACUUCUCUACGUUUGUCCAAUUCUACUGUUCCAGAAACAGAUGAAUUGCCUGAAAUCGAGACUGGUAUCGAAGAGUAUAUAUAUGAUCCAAAAGUUAUAUUGUCUACAGCAAACCCUUUGAAAAAACUGAUUGUGCUGUCAAGAAUAACUGAAAUUUUUGCAUCCAAGAUUUUCAGUCCCAACGAAACUUUACUUCAGAGAAGCGAGUACUUAUCUAAAUUCAACCUCGAAGUUUACAAUUGGAGAAGGGAUUUACCAAUUGAACUGCAAUGGACCAAGAGAUCAUUAAUGGGAAUGUCUGAUUUCAAUCCCACCAUUGCUUAUGUUUGGUUUCAUUACUAUAUCGUAUUGAUAUCCUAUAACAAACCUUUCAUAUACGAAAUCGAACAGAGUAGAGAAUUAGUGGAAGGAUAUGUUGAUGAAUUGUACUACCUCUUGAAAGUUUGGAAAAAUAAGUUCAAGACUUUUGAGAAAGCUACGAUUUACAUGAUUUAUUCUGCGAUUUUAGCCAUCCAAUGCAUGAAGUCGAACCUGAUUAAGAAGGACAGAAAACAAGACUUUUUGAACUUCUUAGACGCACCUACAUUGAACUAUGAACUCGCCAGAAAAUUCAUUGAAAACUCCGAAGACACUUUGCAUAAUUCUGAAACAAUGGAUUUAUUGGGUACCUUAUCUCACGGUAAUGAUUUUGCAUUAGAAUAUAAUUUUGACUUCACCUUACUGAAUGAAAUUGAUAUGUUAAUCGGUGGGAACACCAACGACGGUGUCACCAAAUAA